AUGAUUCCAACACGCAAAAUUUUAAAUUCUCGUACGAACUCAUACUAUACGCCAGGUACUCAUAGAAUGUCAAAUGCAAUGUUGAGGGCAAGAAGGCCUUAUUUCUGGGGUAAUUUACUUACAUUUGGUGCUUUACUCACAAUUCCUGCAGGGGUUUAUUAUUAUACAUUUCACAUCCUGCAUAAGGACGAUUUCGAAGAUAUUCCUGUGCCUCCUCUUGAUAAUGAACAAGUUAAGGAGUUGCAAAAAGAAUACAGGGAAGAAAAGGCGAAGAAGGCCCUGGAGAAUACCCCAAAGCAGUAA
Brettanomyces bruxellensis is the source of this 303-nucleotide messenger RNA. RefSeq lists its product as uncharacterized. NCBI's taxonomy places the organism in Eukaryota, Fungi, Ascomycota, Pichiomycetes, Pichiales, Pichiaceae. The transcript is spliced from 2 exons. Gene Ontology annotation, biological process: mitochondrial respiratory chain complex IV assembly. The record is from RefSeq and is a predicted model, not a curated record. Bases 1 to 303 code for a protein of 100 amino acids. Gene Ontology annotation, cellular component: mitochondrial inner membrane.